UGCAGCAGCAGCAGGCAGCGUCUUGCUUUGGUAAAAGCGGAGAUUGAGAUUCCCCUCAGCAGCAUCCAUUUAAGCAUCACUGUUACACUGGUCAGAACAGCCACAUCUUCCCCGGGACCGACCACUCCUCACUGGGAUGUCGUCGUCGAGCUACGGCGCGGAUUUAGUCGUGAGAACUGAUGAUAGAGGAGACUUUUCCGUUGGUUUCUUUUGACUGGAAGGGAGCGGAGCGACGAUGGAUGAAGGCAGGAGGAGACAAAUAAAAUUCUGAUAAUCGCUGAGGUUUUAGCUGGCUAGCACGCUAACGUUAGCCAAACCUCAGAUGGUCGUCGGUUGUUUUUUCCUCUCCCCUUUUACUGACCGAUUGGGUGUUUUCCUCCGUGAAUAAACACUCCUUAAUUUUUUUUAUACGGAUGUCGAGACAUGCUGGAGCCAAUGAGGACAUUUCUCUCAAGGAUAAAAGCACCGUAGCUGUCUACUAGCCUCCCAGCGUUAGAGCUAGUUAGCUGAAAUCCAUUAUUAUUGUUUUUUUUCAUUUCUCGUUAAUUCCAUCUAUGUGAAGAACAAGAUGCGGCCAGAGGAAGAGUGUGUCUAACGGGGAAGCUGAACUCGCAUGUACACAGACUCCAUGAAGGUCAUGAUACCGAGAGAAUGAUCAUGCUGGAAAAACAGAGCUCGACGCAGGAGAUUGGCGAGGAGGCCGAGGACGACGCCAUCUUCACCAUCACGCUAAGGAAGGUGCAGCUUCACCAGUCGGCCAGUAAGGGGCAGCGAUGGCUCGGCGUGGAGACGGACUCGGCCCUGAGCCUUUACGAGACCUGCAAGGUGCGGACCAUUAAGGCCGGCACGCUGGAGAGGCUGGUGGAGUACAUGGUGUCGGCCUUCAGGGGCAAAGACUCCACCUACGUCACCAUCUUCCUCUGCACCUACCGCUCCUUCGCCAGCACUAAGCAGGUGCUGGAUCUCCUGCUCCACAGGUAUGCCAAGCUGCAAAACGUCCCCGCAGCCGCAGCGCACAGAGUCUCCCAGGACGACAGCACAGAGCUGAGAAACACUGUUUCAUCCAUCCUGGGCGCGUGGCUGGACCAGUACUCUGAGGACUUCUGGACCCCUCCAAACUACGACUGUCUGCACCAGCUCAUGUCCUACCUCCACCGCCACUUCCCCGGCUCGGACCUGGAGCGCCGCGCCCGCAACCUGCUGGCCCACUUUCACCGCCGACAGCAGUGUGAGCCUGAUCCUGAUGGUAUGAAGGCAGGACAGGAGAGGGACAACAACAGGGCAGGGACUUCAGAAAAAGGGGGGGAACACAUCGGCUGCCCUUUUGCUACGCAGGAAGAGAGUGGCUUUGAGGACGAGCUUCCUGCUUUCAGUUUCCUGUCGUUUGACCCCAUCAUGGUGGCAGAGCAGUUCACGCUCAUGGACGCGGAUCUGUUUAAGAAGGUGGUGCCGUACCACUGCCUGGGGGGGAUCUGGUCUCAGCGGGACAAGAAGGGGAAGGAGCACCUGGCUCCCACCAUCAGAGCCACUGUGGCCCAGUUCAACUCCGUCACCAACUGUGUCAUCACCACCUGCCUGAGCAACCCUGCGCUGAAGCCCAACCAGAGAGCCAGGCUGCUGGAGAGGUGGAUAGACGUGGCUCGGGAGUGUCGGAUCCUGAAGAACUUCUCCUCUUUGCGAGCCAUCCUCUCCGCCCUGCAGUGCAACGCCAUCCAUCGCCUGAAGAGGACCUGGGAGGAAGUGUCAAGGGAGAGUUUCCGCACCUUCCGGGAGCUGUCCGAGAUCUUCUCAGACGACAACAACUACUCCCUCAGCCGAGAGCUGCUGGUGAAGGAGGGUACCUCCAAGUUCGCCACUUUGGAAAUCAACCCUAAACGAGCUCAGAGGAGACACCAGCAGCAGAGAGACCUGGGAGUGAUGCAGGGGACGAUUCCUUACCUGGGGACGUUCCUGACGGACCUGGUUAUGAUGGACACCGCCAUGAAGGACUACACCGAGGGUGGUCUGAUCAACUUUGAGAAGAGAAGAAAGGAGUUUGAGGUGAUCGCUCAGAUCAAACUGCUUCAGUUGGCCUCCAACAACUACAGUUUUACUCAGGACAGCCACUUCAGGGAGUGGUUCGCAGGCGUGGAGAAACUCAGCGAGGCAGAGAGCUACAAUCUGUCCUGUGAGAUCGAGCCUCUGUCAGAGUCGGCCAGCAACACGCUCCGAGCCAAGAAGAACGGAGGAAUCAUGAAGCGCUGGAGCGACCGGCAGUUGACGGAGGCCGGCUGCAGCGGUGGCCCAGGCUCUCAUUCAAAGUCCUUUGACCACUCGCACUACAGACCGUAUCAAGGAGGCGGGGGGGACAGCGGCGACGCUCUCAGUGUCACCUCCGUCAGCUCUAGUGGUUCCGACCUGGAGGACGUGAACGCCAGCUUCCUGUCCGAUUCUCCGGAGGGACACGAGAGAAAGGUGAGGAAGAAAGACGGGAUAGAGAAGUCCCUGCAAACAUUUACAAAAACGUCGACUCCUUCGGUGAAACUAACCGUCUCUGCCUUGGGGAGAGAAGCUUCGGCAGCAGAUACAACCUCAACGUUCUGGGAGUGCACGUCUCUGUCGUCUCUGGACGCCUCCGGGACGGGCUCCAGCUCCGGUUCGGCCUCGGGCUCCAGCAGCGCCUCCUCCUCUUCCGUCUCCUCUUCCACGCCGCUGUCCGCCUCUCGCUCUCACAAACGCUCGGUGUCUGCGGUGUCCAACUACUCGACUCUGUCGCUGCCGCUGUACAACCAGCAGGUGGACGACUGCUGCAUCAUCAGGGUCAGCCUGGACGUGGAGAACGGCAACAUGUACAAGAGCAUCCUGGUGACGAGUCAAGACAAGACUCCCGUCGUCAUCAGGAAGGCGAUGAUCAAACACAACCUGGAGCGAGAGAAGACAGAGGAAUACGAGCUGAUGCAGAAAAUCUCUGAGGACAAAGAGCUUCGGAUCCCCGACAACGCUAACGUCUUCUACGCCAUGAACUCCACUGCCAACUACGACUUUGUGCUGAAGAAGCGUGGCUUGGCCCGGCCGAUGCGGGCCAAGAACGUGGCCAGCUCCACACUUCCUCGCAUGAAACAGAAGGGACUGAAAAUUGCUAAAGGGAUAUUCUGAGGAGAAACGCACCACUUCCUGCCUCCCCUCCAAUCCCCUUAUCCCUCUCUGGUGUCCACUCCUCAGAAGAAACAUUUGUGUUCGGGUCUGUUGGAGGGGGAAACUAACCUCAAGUAUCGGACGUUUGGUUUGAACGAAGACUGAGACGCCAGAGGAGAUAAAUGACCAAGUAACCUUUCUGUGGAUUAGCAGGAAGCAGAGGAGCACCUUAGCACUUAGGAACAGCUGUCGCGUCAUCAGGACCUUCCGAGGACUUUAAAAGGCAGAGUGUGUCGCAGGAAAACGCCCUGAUAGAAGCUGUUUCCAUGAAGGACACAUUUGUGGGACCAGCUGUGUUGGUGUGUGGCGCCGCGGCCCGGUGGCUGAACCAGUCGAACUCUCCGCCAGCCUCCACUCGCUCUGAAAUGUCACGAAACUUGUUGUGUCGUCUUGUGGAGAUGCAGAUCCAUUUCAUUUCCUGGUCCAUUACUUUUUUGUUUACAACUGUUUACAUCGUAACUCUACCACUUAAAGAGUUUUUUGUUCUUUGCACCAUCGAUAAAACAGAUUUUUAAAACGCCAGAUUUCCUUGGCAGCAUUCAUCUCUGUACUUCAGCCCCCCCCCCGGCAUGGAGUGUACAUACAAGAACAAU
Messenger RNA from Etheostoma cragini (Arkansas darter), 3767 nucleotides. Its product is annotated as ral guanine nucleotide dissociation stimulator-like. Bases 652 to 3135 code for a protein of 827 amino acids. The transcript has 18 exons. Gene Ontology annotation, cellular component: plasma membrane. Gene Ontology annotation, molecular function: guanyl-nucleotide exchange factor activity. NCBI's taxonomy places the organism in Eukaryota, Metazoa, Chordata, Actinopteri, Perciformes, Percidae. Gene Ontology annotation, biological process: positive regulation of GTPase activity; Ras protein signal transduction. The record is from RefSeq and is a predicted model, not a curated record.